Amphimedon queenslandica is the source of this 3477-nucleotide messenger RNA. Its product is annotated as ubiquitin carboxyl-terminal hydrolase 28-like. Gene Ontology annotation, cellular component: nucleus; cytosol. Gene Ontology annotation, biological process: protein deubiquitination. Lineage: Eukaryota; Metazoa; Porifera; Demospongiae; Haplosclerida; Niphatidae. The transcript has 20 exons. The record is from RefSeq and is a predicted model, not a curated record. Gene Ontology annotation, molecular function: cysteine-type deubiquitinase activity. The coding region runs from base 65 to 3355 and encodes 1096 amino acids.
AGAACAAAGUAAUAUUAAAUUUUAAAUGGCUGCACGUUGAGAAGGCACCUGUGUCACUUCCAAGAUGACUAGCACUAAGGCUGAGGUCAUGUCUGAUAAAGCUAAACAAGAUAUCAUGCAACUCCAAGAGAUCUUUGGCAUCACAUCAACUGAGGCUGAGAACUCGUACCAGUACUACAAGAACAGCCUCAGUGAUGCUGUGGUAGGACUGUCUAGCCUACAGGAGAACGGAAGAGUCUCAUUGGAAGAGGCUAUAGCCAAGAGUCCUCAUUCUUCUGAAAGUACUAGUGGUGAUACGUCACAAGGUCUGGUCGCAACGUGUGCUAAUAAUCCAAUGGCAGCACCUGCCGGAGGAGGAGGAGGAAUGGCUGAUUCUGAUCAACCCACUGGCUCUACUAAUACCAAUCCAAUUGAUCUCACUCAGGAGUCACAAGAUGAUGAUUUACAGAAAGCCCUUGCUCUUAGUUUACAAGACAUGCAGCAUCAAGGUGGAGGGAUCUCACUUGAAGACCAAGAGCUGAGCAAAGCUCUUGAGGCCAGUAUUGCGGACACUCAUACCGAGUAUGGUCCUGUCUCAAGGUUUGUUGAUCCGCUUAAUCCUCACGAGAGGAAGAAGAUAGAAGGGUUUCCUCUUGGACUCAAAAAUAUCGGAAAUACAUGUUGGUUCUCUGCCGUCAUACAGUCAUUAUUCAAUAUUCCUGCCUUCAGAGAUUCGAUACUUCAUUUUAAUUUUAAAACAUCAGAUCAAACUGAAGAGGACUUACCUCAUUGUGUUUUAUUUGUUUUGGAACUGCAAAAACUCUUUGCUCUUUUAUUAGAAAGUCACCAGAGAUACAUUGAUCCUAAACAGGCCAUUGAUCUUCUUAACGCUUCAUUCCAGACACUUGGUGGCAAUCAUAUGCAGCAAGAUGUGAGUGAAUUUAAGCACAAGCUCUUGGAAUGGAUCGAAGACGCAUUUAACUAUCAAGACAAAACAAAGAACAAUCCUAUUAUCGAGUUGUUUACUGGUGAAUGUGUCACUGAAGGAAAAAUCAACGAAACUUCCUUUGUCAAUCGUUCUCAGUUUGGAGCGUUUCCUGUUCAGAUUGAAGGCCACGCCCACCUACACGACAGCCUGGAGGCUGCCACUGUGAACACUGAGAUGGAGCAAGAAACGUGGUUUACUCAUCUGCCUCCAGUGCUAGUCCUGGAGCUCUCGAGAUUCAAGUAUAAUCAACUAACUGGUCAAGCAGAGAAGAUUCACGAUUCACUCUCCUUUGAUAAAACACUCUAUCUUGACAGAUAUCUUCACAGUAAUGCAAGUCAGACUAGACUCCUUAGGAAAGAGAUGGGCCUUCUCAGACAAAAAAUGAGAAAAAUAGAAGAGACACUAAAGAGUUAUACUGAUUAUAAUGGAAAGAAAGUUCCCAUUAAUGAUGUCCUUUCUAUUGUGUUUGAUUUUACCAGUUCGAGACUAGAGGGUGUCCUCGGAGCCGAAGGAGCCUCCCCUAAUGUUCAAGAGGAAGGAAGACCCUCUCCAAGAUCAGGGAGCAAGGAGGAGGUGGAGUUUGUAAGGAAGUGGCUCGAGCAAUGGAGAUCUGAGAUGGACACUGAAAUAUCUGAGCUUAAGAGCAGUCUCUCUGCCACCAGGGAGUCACUUGAUGCAGUUUAUUCCGAUCCAUCAAUGAACAGGACCUCCUAUCACCUCCACUCUGUCCUUGUCCAUCAAGGACAAGCAUCACGGGGGCACUACUGGGCGUACGUGAGGAAAAAGAAAACAAAGAAGAGGAAGGCCACGAGAGAAAUGGGCAUACAAGCAUCUUAUCUUGACGACGAGCAGACAGAAGAAGAAGGAGUGGAUAAGAGUAGCAGUGAGGAAAAGAGAGAGGAGGGAGAGGGUCACGAAGACAUGGAAGUGACUACAACCGGUGGGGAUACUGACGUAGAAACGUUUAGCUCACCUUUAUCGUCUUGCGAGCCGUCAUCAGGCCCGGCGUCUGUAGCACCUCCUGAAGUAAAGAGAGAGGAGGGAUCAAAAGAGGAUGAAGAGGAGAUAUGGCUCAAGUAUAACGAUGUGAGUGUUACUACUGUUGACUGGGAGGAGGUGAAGAGAGAGUCUUUUGGAGGAAGAGGAGGAGAGAGUGCUUGCAAUUCUAACGGGCCCGGGACUAACACCAGUGCUUACUGUCUGCUCUAUGUGAACUCAGAAGCUGCCAAGACUUGGAGAGAAGAAGUUCAUCUCCUCUCGCUGGGUCUCCAGAGGUACAUUGCAUAUCAUAAUUUGGCGUUUGAGAGGGAGCUUAAAGCUUAUGAUCUCAAGGUCCAGCUCCAGCAAUUAAAGACUUCAUCGGAAGGGAAGGAGCUCAUUAAACCGGCUAAAGCUGUUCGGUUUGAGUAUCCUAAAGGAGAGGAAGAUCCAGGAGCAUCAACCAAUGGAGGACAUGACAUGAUGGCUCUUGCUUCUGAUGCUAAGAGAGCUAGAGCAGGCAGCCCCUCCAAUUUAGAAGAUAUGCAAAUUGAUUUGGAUAACCUACCUCCAGUUGAUCCAGCACUCUUGAAUCAACUCUCAAUGCGUUUGAGUGACAAGCUCCAAAUGUUCAUUCAGGAUGUACCAGGGACCAUCAUAGAGUCACGCUUACUCACUGACUUCCAUUAUGCUCAUGCCUGCCAGACCAGUGAAAAAGUUAGACAGGCUAUACUAUAUGAGCAUGUCAUACAAGAUCUGAAGAGAGAGAAUGAUCUCAAUAUGUCUCUAAUAGCUCGUAAGUAUUUUGUGGAGAUAUGCAAAGACCCUCAGAUAUAUCAAGAACUACAAGAUGUAAGAUUAUUGUACAGUCGGUUUUGUUCCUGCUGUUAUCAUUUUAUCCAGUCAGUAAACGAAGCAAAAAGGAACAGUUGGUGUCUGUCACUGGCUCACAUUAUAAAUUGUUUUUAUUUAAAUUCUUCAAUCAGUGCACAAGCUGGUGACAAAUAUUCGCUAGAUCAACAGCUGUUAGGUAGAUUCAGGUGUAAGGCACUCCUUAUGGUAAGUGAAAUAGGCACAGUUGCAUUUACCAGUGGUGAAGUCUCCUCCAGUAUAGUCAUUGGCAAUGAUUACAUUGUCCCUGGGCUCAAGGCCUUCUCUCUCCAUCCAUUCCCUGGAGAUGACUCCAUUUUAGAGAAAGUGAGAGAGGAGUGGUGCCAGUGCUUAGAUCAGAGCUCACUAACUGAAGAUGAUUCCGACAAGCUAGCAGAUUUGCUAAUGAAGAUAGUCGAGGACUAUUCAAAGGCUCCGAACAUCAAGAUACCUCAGGCCCCAUCGAACUUUGACACCCAGAGACUCGCUGCACAAUAUACCACUGCCUACAAGACACUGACUAGCGAAAUUUUAUUGUGAAUAGAAUAUCAAUGAGUUAUAAUGAAGAGAGGUGUAUUUUUUUUAAUUGUUGCAAGUUACCUCUCUCUCCAGCUGUGAUUUUUGUAUACUUUUAAGCACAGCUAUAGUCUUGUAUAGUAAAA